UUUGCUGUAUCAGGGGCUACUGCUUUAUCAGCGGAAUACCUCAUAUCCAGGAACAUCGCUAUGUCUUUCACAAAUAGUUCAUUAACUGUUCAGCUUCAAUGGAUGUCUUCUCAUUUCAAAUCUGUUUGCUCCGAUGAUUGCGCAAAAUAUUUGGAAAAUUCACUUUUCCUAGUCGGAGAAAUUGGAGGAAAUGAAGUUAGUCAUGGGUUUAGGCAAGGUAGAUAUGUAGAGGAGCUGCGAAGAAUAGUGCCUGAUAUUGUGAAAAACAUCAUUCAUUCUGUUAGAACAAUUAUUGGUUUUGGGGCUACUCGAAUUUUAGUUCCUGGCAAUUUUCCUUCAGGUUGUUUCCCAAGUAUCCUAACGUUAUACAUGAACAAAUCCUCAACUGUCUACGAUGAGUACCAUUGCGCGGAAGAGUGGAACAAUUUUAUAAUAUCUUAUAACAAUCUUCUUCAACAAGCCAUUCAUAAGCUGAACAGAGAGUAUCCAAACAUUUCAAUUAUUUACGGGGAUUACUACAAUGCCUAUUACUGGCUUCUACAAAAUGCCGUCGCUCUUGGAUUCGACAAAAAGACGCUACAAAUAGUAUGUUGUGGAGUAGGAGGAGAAUAUAAUUAUACCGAAAAUAGGAAAUGUGGUGAGCCAGGAGCUGAUAAAGCGUGUGCAGACCCGAGUACUUACAUAAAUUGGGAUGGAAAUCAUUUGACACAAAAGGCAUAUGGUUGGAUAACAAAAUGGCUAAUUGAUGACAUUUUACCCCAAUUGAACUGUCAUGUUUAAAUUCAAGCUUUUAAUUAUUUUUGUGUUUCAUAAUAUUAAGGGAUCAUUCAUUAUAUCCCACGUUCAAGACGCUAUAACAAAUUAAAGUUGUGUUUUGUUUUGAUCUGCUAAA
Messenger RNA from Solanum tuberosum (potato), 892 nucleotides. RefSeq names its product GDSL esterase/lipase At5g03980-like. The annotation marks the transcript as partial. The transcript has 5 exons. The record is from RefSeq and is a predicted model, not a curated record. Gene Ontology annotation, molecular function: hydrolase activity, acting on ester bonds. Lineage: Eukaryota; Viridiplantae; Streptophyta; Magnoliopsida; Solanales; Solanaceae.